ACUCGCUAUUAUCCUCAGUCGCUGCUGCUAUACACAUAAAUUCGUGGUAUAAUGUACACUAUAAAUCCAGCGUUACAUAUGGAAUUCACGCAUCCAUCCUCUGUGCUCUUCAAUUUCUCAAAAUCGUUCUAAAACGGCACAUUUUUAAUGUCAGUAGAAUCCGUCCUUGUAAAUUAAAUAAUGUUCACCAACAUACCGCAGUUUGUGCCAAUUCGAAGGCAUAUAUCUAAUCGAAUCGCUAACUAGGAAGGUAUCGUCAAAAUGCUACUAAGAACGACGUACUCGAGUGAGGAUCUGCACGAAGCUGUAGAUUCCUACUUGAUUGCUGAGAAUCCGUACGAAAUGAAUCGCCAUCGCAACCACAUCCUACUCUCGGUGAUUAAUAGCAAUGCGAUGCUAUUCGUUUCGAUCAUUCAGGAGAAGUAUGACGCUGAGUCGGAUCUGGUCGAGAAGAAAAAGAUUGUGGAACUCCUCUACGAGAUUGUCUCGAGAACGGAAAAGAUUUUUGACUUUUUUCCGGUGCUAACCUUCUUGUCAAAAUGCGUAAAAAUUACGCUGUGUUUGCAGCACUCAGUAAUGGCAAUAAAGUCUAUCAUGGAGAGGCACAUGAAUGUUGAUGAAAUAUGCUCGCAGAUGGAACAAGAUUCGACCCUUGUGGAGAAUGAUAGUGUAAACAAAUUUAAAAACUUGAUUAAUUGGUUGUAUAAGUCCCUGUUAGAUUGUAACAUGUACCAGUAUAAUCGAGAAUGCAGAAUGGACUUUUUGUGGAUCACUCACUAUAUCCUGGAUUUUCAAGUGAAAUACAAAAUUUUAGACAUUGAUAAUAUAGUUUCUGAAAUAUGUGAUGCAGUCAAGGGAGAAAAAGAUCCCCGUAAUUUAUUAUCGCUAUUUGAAUUAGUUUGUAAAGUCAGCAAAAACAUGGCAACAUCGGACACAGAGUUUGAAAAACUGGCAGAUUUAGUCACAAUAUAUUUUCCAGUACAAUUUACACCUCCAAAGAAUGAUAAAGUUGGUAUAACACCGCUGCAGCUAAAGGAUGGGUUAUUAAAGUCCUUUACAUCACACCCAAAAAUGGGUUUUCAUAUUAUGGAGGUUCUUGUCGAUUCUCUAUACUCUGAGUUUUCAUUGCCUGAGGAAUCACUUGCAGUUCUCUCGGAUGUCCUAUACUUUCUUGAAAGCUGUAUACCUGUCUAUGAGGAUUGUAUCGACAAGUAUAUAGACUCCUUUAUGGAAGUGGUAAAGAUUGAACUUUUGCCGGUAAUAGCUCCAUCCACGAAUGAAGAAGAAUCCCCGCCAAAUGAACCUAUUCCAGAGAUAACAAUUAAGGAUACCCUGGAUGAUACCCCUAUAGGAAUUCUGGAAAUGAAAAGAAUUGGUGAAGUGUAUUACCACAAGUGGGAUUUUGUUGACAAGAAGCUGAACAUUUAUGGUAAAUUGACAAGGAUGUUUUUUCAAAAUUUUUCAAUAAUUGAUGAAUCAUCCAAGAACCUAUUUAUAAAAUUUUUAGGGACUCUAAAAAACUCCUUGGUAAUGAAUAUUCAAGAUGCAAAUGUAAGUGAAAAUGCUGGCUAUAUUUUGGAUAUAUUGUGUGAAUUUAGCAACUUUCAUAUGUCCAUCAUAGACUUUGUAAUUGCUCCAAGUAUUUAUGAAAUGGCAGUUUCAGAAGAGCUGAAAAGUAAUACUAUUCUACAUCUGCUUCUGGGGAAUUUGGUAUCAAAGAUUCUAAUGAAUAGAAAUUUGUCUAUAAAUAAUGAGCAUAUUGAUAAGAUGAUUGAUGUUUUAAAAACAUUUUUGAGAUCCGAGGAUGAUUUAAUUGCAGCGUUUGGGUUGAAAUUGCUUAUUCUGAUCGCUUCAUGCUCAAAAUCUGCAUUGCUACAUGACCUUGCUUUAUAUUUGCUGGAAAAGACAAAUUUUCUAAUGUACAAUACUUACUUUGGAACUGCAGAUACGUUAUCUGCAAAGAAAUGGGAUGACGAACUUAGAUUAGUUUUGGGCAUUCAGUUACUCAUUGUUAUAUACAGAAACAAUGUCAAGAAAUGUCACCAGGUGGACCAACUUUUGAUUAAAAUGACAGAAUCUAUUUUUGAUAAUGGGUUUGGGGAGAAGAAUUAUUACUAUGUCUUGGCAGAAAUAACACACCAUCAGAUUCCAUUUAGGCGUCUAUUUUUGUACAUUGAUUAUAAAGUGUUUGAAAGGUUUAUUUACAUUUCAAGAUCAUAUUCAUACAGUCUUGAAGAAGGCUUGAAUGUUUCUAGAGAAAUUGCUGAAUUUAUAGGAAUAGCAUUUUCCAAGUUGCACAAUCCAACCUUGGUCAAAUGUCUAGUUAGACUAUGUACCAAAUGUUUGGAACAUUCCGUCUUGAAUACUCAUUUAGAUGUUGAAAAUACCAUUGUGAUUGGGUCUUGUUUGAACGUGUUCUUGGAAAGGAUACAAGUGUUGCCAAUAUUGAAAAACCCUUUUGGAGAUUCCGAGGCUCUAAUAGAAUAUAUGGUUCAAAGUCCCAAGGAUCCGGAGCAUUUAUCAGAAUUAUACAAGGAUAUAUUCAAGACUAACAAAGAGUUAUCUAAAUAUGGAAAGGAUUCACCCAUAUUAUUUACGGACGUACAUACAGGAAUAACAUUGUACAAUAAUGGGAGGUUUGAUAUUGUAUCGUCUGUGACAACUCUAAACUUUUUACUCCUUAGAGUAUUGAAGGCAUAUAAGGAGCUAUGGAAUUUCGCGAUGCAAGUCUCUCAGUCAUCCAAAAAGUUUCUGACGCGGUACAUUCCUACACUAAUUACAAAUCUGACAAGGGUAGUAUCAAAAAAUAUGUUGGAGAAGCGAAUGGAUUUUGUACAAAUUUUCCCCUAUUUACAAAGGUCUGUUGAUAUAUAUCCAAUUAUUCUUAAAUAUAAUGUUGAUAAUGACACAUACGUUACAAGGUUUGUGGAUCCAGCAAUGAGCCACUGUAAAGUUUGUAAUUGUAUUCAAAAAUUGGUCAUUAUUGGACUCUUGUUAAUGAGGGAGAUUUUUGAUGAAAAGUUUUCCUACCACGAUAUUUUUGAUGCUAAACCGAUCGAUGCAAAAUUAUAUACCCAUUUAAAACAACGAUGUAGAAAAGAGCCUUUGUAUCCUUUUCAUAAUUUGGCGGUAUCCCUCUUGAAAAUUGAUGCGAUUUUAAUGUGCAUUUAUAAACUUGCAAGUCAAUGCACAGAUAUUUUUGAGCAUAUAAAAUUUAAAGAUCCUUCAUAUUUCUCACUGCAUAUUUACUUUGUCUCAAAUAAGAUUACAAACGUGCAACUUUCCAGGCAUAUUGUUGAGAAUGGGUGUAUAAACUACAUUUCUAGAUACGUGACAUCAUUGUGUCCAUAUGACUAUGGGAAAAUAUUUGAAUCUCUGAGUAUUGCAAGUGUUAGUGACCCAGAAAGGGAUGAGACCUCUGGAAUGGAAUAUUCGGAUUUGUUCAUGUCCUUGGUACCGCUUCCCCUUGAUUCUGUUGAUACUCUUAUUACAAAUCAUCUUUUGCACCUUAGAUUUAAUUUUAAUGUUUUUGGCAGUAAUUAUGAUCUAAAGUAUCUCAUUUUAGAUGCCUUAUUUUCUUCGCUAGGUACGGAAACGGCAAAGAACCUUGACGUUUAUGGAAUGGACCACAUGGAAACAGUCAAUAGCAUCAUUCUCAUUUUACUUUCCCUUGAUAUUUCGGAUGUUAUCAACUUUUAUUCUAAACACCUGAGAUAUAUUGUAGAGUUAUUUGUAAAUUUGGAAAUAAGCUCUGUGGUACAAUGCAGUAAUACCAAUUAUUUGAGUUGGCUCUGCAAGAGGUUCAUCAUACACAUUUUCAUAAUGGUACUCAAGGCGCUUGCACACAUCAACGGUCAAAAGAAGAGCUAUAGGGCUCAUGUAUAUGGAUACAAAAUUUCACAAUCAUCAUCCAUUGUUCGUGAUGAAAAAAUAGAGUGGCUAUACGGCAUGUUCCAAGAGAAUAUGGAAAUUGUUUUGGAUAAAACUGCCAAUGUUGCUAAAAAUUGCAAAGUUCCAUUCUGCAGACUCCUUUCAAUUCUCAUUAUCAGCUCUCUAAUGGACAAUCAACGUCUAGAAUUGACUCCAGAACGAAAGUCUCAGGUGAUAAAGGGACUCAAUGUCUGUCUCGGAGACUCUAAUAAAAGGGUACGUAAGGUCGCACUCCUGUGUAAACGAAAGUGGUCAAGCGUGGAAUCCUAG
Molecule: messenger RNA, 4200 nt
Organism: Theileria equi strain WA
Lineage: Eukaryota; Apicomplexa; Aconoidasida; Piroplasmida; Theileriidae
Exons: 3
Coding region: 262-4200 (1312 amino acids)
Biological process (GO): iron-sulfur cluster assembly
Cellular component (GO): cytosolic [4Fe-4S] assembly targeting complex
Source: RefSeq, a predicted model, not a curated record